Molecule: messenger RNA, 1000 nt
Organism: Cricetulus griseus (Chinese hamster)
Lineage: Eukaryota; Metazoa; Chordata; Mammalia; Rodentia; Cricetidae
Source: RefSeq, a predicted model, not a curated record
GGACCCAGGGGAGGCCAACGUGGUGACGCGUGUGUCGCAGUGGGCGGACAACCACCUGCGCCUUGUCCAGAACAUCAGUACUGGAAUGGCCAUAGUUGGAAUAAUGCUACUAAUAAGAAGUGUUCGCCUGACAUCAAAAUUUACAACCUCUGCAGAUAUUCCAGUAGAGUUUAUAAGAAAGAAAGUUAAGCUACGUGGCCGAUUACACCGGAUAACUGAGUGUGGUCUAGAAAUUGAACAUAUUCCUAUUACUUUACCUUUUAUAUCUUCAUGGAAAAAAGAGCCACGUGGAGUUUUGCUGGUUAAGCUGGCUGGAGUGGAACUCACUGAAAUCGGUAAGGUCUGGUUACAGAAAGAGCUGAAACCUUCCCAGCUGCUGUGGUUCCAGCUUCUUGGAAAGGAGAAUUCAGCACUUUUUUGCUAUCUUUUAGUGAACAAGGGUGGAUAUUUUAAUGUGAAUCUGAAUGAGGAAAUUUUGAGAAAAGGCUUGGGCAAAACGGUUCUUGUCAAAGGGCUAAAUUAUGACUCAAAAUCCCACUGGAAAAUCCACAGACGCUUACUUAAAGCUGAACUGACAGCCUUAAAGAAAGGAGAAGGAAUAUGGAAGGAAGAAUCUGAAAAAGAAAGUUAUUUUGGAAAAUUCAAAGAUUCCUGGAGAGAAAGAUGGAAAAAGGACAGAUUUUUAAAAACAACUGGACCAGAUUUCAACUUGACCAAAGAAAGUUAUUAUGACAGGUUUCGGAGGGCUUGUGGGAGCUGGAAGGACCACAUGGGCAACUUCUCUUUAGUUUUAAAACUCAGAGAAUUUGUGAGCCGCUUACACUUUUGGAGAAAAUGAUGAAGCAUCCUCAAGGUCUAGCGGUGACCUCUGAAGAGUGAAAAGCAUCAGUAUGUGACCACUUUUUGUUGAUUCAAAAUGGAAAUUUUUCAGGUGACCAAACUUCUUUUGCUUAGAAAUGUAUUUUAUUCAACUAAAAUAUAAACUCAAAGUUCCCAAACA